AUGUCCAACGACAAGAACAACAACACCAAGCCCAUCGCCUUUGACGAUGUCCCACGCGAGCGAGCCAACGAGCCACGACCUGACUUCUCGAAACCUCUGCCUCGCAAAAGACUUCCUGCCGCUCUACAAGAAACUUUGGACAAUGAAGAGAAGCUAUGGGAAACCAUGUACGAGGGUCACGCUCAGGAAUCCACCGAGAGCUCCGUCCGUUAUGCUGGUUAUGCCUCAAGAGUCCGUACCAUCUUGAUGUCGGCCCACCGCUAUGUAGCAUACACCAGUGAUAUUGGCGAGAGCUUCAGACCUAUUGCCCACCCUUACCUAAUAAAGGGUGCGUACGGUAUCUCGUGGGCUUAUCUCCUCGGUGAUGUCUCGCACGAGGGCUACAAGGCCUACAUCCGCAACCAGCGUGUCCGCAACCCUGACGUGUCCACCGAGAACACGCCUGCCGCAGCUACUUCCGGCAGUGUAGCUCAACUCACUCCAGGCAAGAUUCCUCUCAUCGAGGAUUAUAGAACAGUCAUGGCGCAAAGGGCAAUCUUCCAAGGUAUUGCCAGUAUGGGUCUGCCUGCCUUCACUAUCCACUCGAUCGUGAAGUACGCUGGUAAAGCUCUGAAGAACAACAAGAAUGUAAAGCUUCGAACAUGGGGUCCCAUCGGUUUGGGUCUUGCCGCAGUCCCUGCGCUGCCGUUUAUGUUCGACGAGCCUGUCGAGCACGCUGUCGAGUGGGUCUUCCACAAAGCCUUCUCGACCGUUGGUGGAGAUGCCGCUGUCCACGGUCGCCCUGAGACAGGCAGAUCCGACCUUCUCCAAAUCGAGUCCAAGGUUGGCGCCGUGAAGGAGAAGGAGCUAUGA
Messenger RNA from Aureobasidium uvarum, 852 nucleotides. The record is from the annotation of a GenBank genome assembly. Lineage: Eukaryota; Fungi; Ascomycota; Dothideomycetes; Dothideales; Saccotheciaceae.